AUGAGCUUAACAUAUGCUUUGAGAAACCUCAACCAUGAAGAUAUCGACAUUAUAUACCGCGCCUUACCCUUCAUUAAAACCUUGUCACCAAGCAAGGGAACACAUGCAACACCACUUGACAGAAGACAAGCAGCUUUGGCAGAAGCUUUGACACUUGCUCGUGACAGUUUUUCAUUAACACAUGAAUCACUGCGUCGCAAAAACAGAGCAAGCAGGGCUAUGCAUGAGAGUGAAGAUGAAAGUGGUUAUGAAGAAGAAGAAAAAGGACAAGAGGACAACGAGAGUGAUGAAGAAACAAGAGUUUUUUAUACAACUAAACAGAAACCGUUAAAAAGACUACUUGAUAGAGUCAUUACAAAUCCAAGUAAAACGGUUACAACCAUCCAGAACAAGACGUACCCCGCACAAGCCCCUCCUUCUCCAGGAAGGUCGCCACCACCGCGCGACGAUUCGUUGGCAUACCAGCGCAAGUUAAUGGUGGUAGGUAGUAAUAUUUCUAGCCGCAGGGACACGGAAGAUGAUGACGUUGGUAAUGAACAGAAUUUACGGGGGGGUUUCUACAAAACAGAAACAAGGGAGAGAGGCCUGCGGACUAGAGACAAUGAUAAUGAAGAUGAAGAUGAAGAUGAAGAUGAAGAUGAAGAUGAAGAUGAAGAUGAAGAUGAAGAUGAAGAUGACAAAGACGAUGGCAAUGACGAUGACGACAUUAGAAUUGAAAACAAGGCCGGCUUUAAGGGAAAAUCUCCGCGCAAAUCCAUUUCAACCCCGGAUUUGAGCAGUCUCGUGGACCGGGCAAGAGGGCGCGUGGCUGGUGCGGCGGCAGUUGCGGCGGCGGCAGCAGCGGCGGGGAGCAAAGAAGGGCCUGGCGAUGGUGGGGUUGUCAAAGACUCUGGUCACCAUCAUGGUACUACUACUACUACUACGGAUACUGGGCAACCCCCACAUUUUCAUCAGCAUCUUUAUCAGCAUAGGCAGAAGCAGAAGCAAAAACAGAAACAGAAACAGAAACAGAAACAAAAGCAAAAGCAAAAACAAAAGCAUAAGAAGCAACAGAAGCAUCAGAAACAUCAGAAACAUCAGAAGCAUGACCUAGUUGCAAACUCAGGGAUGAAAGAUGAGUUGCUUCCACCAGGAAUUAUUCCAAUUACAGGGACAGAUGAAUACAACUCUCCAAGUACGCUGGCUAGUAGUAAGCGGCAAUACCAGCUGUCACCUGGAUCCCAACAUCAUUAUCACCAGCAACAGCAACAGCAACAGCAACAGUUUAUGAGAGGAAAAAAUCAGCGAGAUGGUUGGGGGAGGUAUGCUCCGAUUGAGUAUGUACGUCCAGGCGAUGGGCUUUUUUCAUCCACAUCAUCAUCAUCAUCCGAUGGAAUCUCUUCUUCUUUUUCAUCUUUUUCUUCUUCUUCAACAGCUUCUACUUCUACUUCUUUUUCUACUUCUUCUUCUACUUCUUUUUCUACUUCUUCUUCUUUUUCUUCUUCUCAACUGUCGUUUGUUUCAGCUCAGGAACGGGCUCAAAGAAGAUACGGAGUACAUGGCCAAACCCCUCCUCAACAUGGGACUUAUACCCACGGUAAACGGCGGCGAAAUACCAAAGAACGUAAAUUACCACCCACGCCGGCUUCUUCUCUCUCACCACCACCACCACCACUACCAACACCAUUAUCAGAACCACCACUUGGUAAUAUAAAUGCACAAAAUGAAGUAGCAGCCAAAGCAUCAAGAAUAGCAACUCGACGAGCUGACCUUAAAGCGCUUGUUCAGACCAUGUUUGCAGUACCUCCAACGGUGCCUCCAUAUGAUCCUGUACGGGAUUAUCUUCCAACAUGGCUUAUACGGACAUAUAAUUACUGGCGAUGGACAUUGCGUGUUCCAGCACAUGAUGUGCCUCAGAGGUAUGCUGUUUGGAUCAGUUUACAUUUACGGCAUGCAACGUUAUGGUACCAUAUUGAGGAUUUGGCUGUUCUUGCAGAUGCUGGGGGGUUUAAAAAUUCUCCGGAUGUAAAUGGGUAUAUAUUGAGACGGGCUGCUGGGCAUAUUAAAGUUCAGGAAGAGAUUGCAAGAUUAGAGUUUAAUGUUCUUGUUCAGCCGGAGCAUGAUGUUCCUGUUCUUGUUUUUAAUGCAACGUUUAGGAGAAUUUUUGAAAAGGUGCGUCACUUUUAUCACCCGGACCGACUAGCGGUGCAAUAUUAUGAUAGAGUGGCAGCUCGGGUCCGCAAGAAGUUGGAUGUAUCAUUUGUAGAGAGGUAUAAUAAUAAUGGUGGGGGGUUAAUAACUAGGGGGGUAGUUAGAGGUGGUAUAGAAGAAGAGAUUAAUGAAGAUGGAAAUGGAAAUGGAAAUGGAGGGGUUAUUGUUGGGUCUAAAGGAUUUAUUGCAUUGGAAGAAUUGAUGACAUUGGCAGAAAAGGCCGAUGACACGUACCGGCCAAAGUUAGGAGGAGAAAUAAAGCAACAACAUCAUGCAUUUUUAGGGCAGUUGUUGGGCCGACAUAAGCGGAGGAAGGAGCCUAAAUAA
Molecule: messenger RNA, 2517 nt
Organism: Magnusiomyces paraingens
Lineage: Eukaryota; Fungi; Ascomycota; Dipodascomycetes; Dipodascales; Dipodascaceae
Exons: 1
Coding region: 1-2517 (838 amino acids)
Source: RefSeq, a predicted model, not a curated record